CCCGCCGCGGAGGCCGAGCGAGCCCCCCGCCCAGCCUGGGGUCCCUGGCACAUGAGGCGGACGCCCCCCGGGAGCCCUUGGGUGCGGAGCCUGGCGCGAAGGUCUUGAGUCAGAGCACCAGCCUUGGGGACCCUGGACCAUGGAGACUGAGAGUGAGCAGAACUCCAACUCCACCAAUGGGAGUUCCAGCUCUGGGGGCAGCUCUCGGCCCCAGAUAGCUCAAAUGUCACUGUAUGAACGGCAGGCAGUGCAGGCUCUGCAAGCACUGCAGCGUCAGCCCAAUGCGGCUCAGUAUUUCCACCAGUUCAUGCUCCAGCAGCAGCUCAGCAAUGCCCAGCUGCAUAGCCUUGCUGCCGUCCAGCAGGCCACCAUUGCUGCCAGUCGGCAGGCCAGCUCCCCAAACACCAGCACUGCACAGCAGCAGACUACCACCACCCAGGCCUCAAUCAAUCUGGCCACCACGUCGGCCGCCCAGCUCAUCAGCCGAUCCCAGAGUGUGAGCUCUCCCAGUGCUACCACUUUGACCCAAUCUGUGCUACUGGGGAACACCACCUCCCCACCCCUGAACCAGUCCCAGGCUCAGAUGUAUCUACGGCCACAGCUGGGAAACCUAUUGCAGGUAAACCGGACCCUGGGCCGGAAUGUGCCUCUAGCCUCUCAGCUCAUCCUGAUGCCUAACGGGGCAGUGGCUGCAGUCCAGCAGGAGGUGCCAUCUGCUCAGUCUCCGGGAGUUCAUGCAGAUGCAGAUCAGGUGCAGAACUUGGCAGUGAGGAACCAACAGGCCUCAGCCCAAGGACCUCAAAUGCAAGGCUCUACUCAGAAGGCCAUUCCUCCUGGAGCAUCCCCUGUCUCUAGCCUCUCCCAGGCCUCUAGCCAGGCCCUAGCUGUGGCUCAGGCUUCCUCUGGGACCUCAGGCCAGUCCCUCAACCUUAGUCAAGCUGGUGGAGGCAGUGGGAAUAGCAUCCCAGGGUCCAUGGGUCCAGGUGGAAGUGGCCAGGCACCUGGGGGCUUGGGUCAGUUGCCUUCCUCAGGAAUGGGUGGUGGUGGGAGCUGUCCCAGGAAGGGCACAGGAGUGGUGCAGCCCUUGCCUGCAGCCCAAACAGUGACUGUGAGUCAGGGCAGCCAGACAGAGGCAGAAAAUGCGGCAGCUAAGAAGGCAGAAGCGGAUGGGACUGGUCCGCAGAACGUGGGCAUGAACCUGACACGGACAGCUACACCUGCUCCCAGCCAGACCCUUAUUAGUUCAGCCACCUACACACAGAUCCAGCCUCAUUCCCUGAUUCAGCAACAGCAGCAGAUCCACCUCCAGCAGAAACAGGUGGUGAUCCAGCAGCAGAUUGCCAUCCACCACCAGCAACAGUUCCAGCACCGCCAAUCUCAGCUACUCCACACAGCCACACACCUCCAGUUGGCCCAACAGCAGCAGCAGCAGCAACAGCAACAGCAGCAGCAAGCCUCAACUCUCUCUGCCCCUCAGCCACCACAGGUCCCACCUACUCAGCAGGUCCCACCUUCCCAGUCCCAGCAGCAAGCCCAGACCCUGGUGGUUCAACCCAUGCUUCAGUCUUCACCCUUGUCCCUCCCACCUGACCCAACUCCCAAGCCACCUAUCCCUCUCCAAUCCAAACCACCUAUAGCACCAAUCAAGCCUCCUCAGUUAGGGGCUGCUAAAAUGUCAGCUUCCCAGCAACCACCACCCCAUAUCCCUGUGCAAGUGGUGGGAACCCGACAGCCAGGUACAGCCCAGGCACAGGCUUUGGGGUUGGCACAGCUGGCAGCUGCUGUGCCUACUUCCCGGGGGAUGCCAGGUACAAUGCAGCCUGGUCAGGCCCAUUUGGCCUCCUCGCCACCUUCAUCCCAGGCUCCUGGUGCACUGCAGGAGUGCUCUUCCACAUUGGCCUCUGGGAUGACCCUUGCUCCUGUGCAGGGAACAGCACAUGUGGUAAAGGGUGGGGCUACCACCUCCUCACCUGUUGUAGCCCAGGUCCCUGCUGCCUUCUACAUGCAGUCUAUGCACCUGCCGGGCAAACCCCAGACACUGGGUGUCAAACGCAAGCCUGAGUCUGAGGAGGAACGAGAUGAUGUCUCCUCAUUGGGUUCAAUGCUUCCUGCCAAGGUAUCUCCAGUAGCAGAGAGCCCAAAAGCCAUGGAGGAGAAGAGCAGUCUUGGAGAGAAAGUUGAAUCAAUGACUAAUGUGAAUGCUAAUACCUCAAGCAGUGAACUAGUAUCCUUGGCUCCUGCCCCAUCAGCACCACCUCCUACACUAGCCAUGGUGUCCAGACAGAUGGGUGACUCAAAACCCCCACAGGCCAUUGUGAAGCCCCAGAUUCUCACCCACAUCAUUGAAGGCUUCGUUAUCCAGGAAGGAGCAGAACCUUUCCCGGUGGGUUGUUCUCAGUUACUGAAAGAGUCUGAGAAGCCACUACAGACUGGCCUCCUGACAGGGCUGAAUGAGAACCAGUCAUGUGGCCCCUUGGGAGGGGACAGCCCAUCUGCUGAGCUAGAUAAGAAGGCGAAUCUCCUGAAGUGCGAGUACUGUGGGAAGUAUGCCCCUGCAGACCAGUUUCGUGGCUCCAAGAGAUUCUGCUCCAUGACUUGUGCUAAGAGGUAUAAUGUGAGCUGUAGCCACCAGUUCCGGCUGAAGAGGAAAAAAAUGAAAGAGUUUCAGGAAGCGAACUAUGCUCGUGUUCGUCGGCGUGGACCCCGCCGUAGCUCCUCUGACAUCGCCCGUGCCAAGAUCCAGGGCAAGCGCCACCGGGGUCAAGAGGACUCUAGCCGGGGUUCAGAUAAUUCCAGUUAUGAUGAAGCACUCUCUCCCACAUCUCCUGGGCCGUUAUCAGUGAGAGCUGGGCAUGGAGAGCGAGACCUGGGGAACCCCAAUACGGCUCCGCCUACACCAGAAUUACAUGGCAUCAACCCUGUGUUCCUGUCCAGUAAUCCUAGCCGUUGGAGUGUGGAGGAGGUGUAUGAGUUCAUCGCUUCUCUACAAGGCUGUCAAGAGAUUGCAGAGGAGUUUCGUUCCCAGGAGAUUGAUGGACAGGCCCUUUUAUUACUUAAAGAGGAACAUCUUAUGAGUGCCAUGAACAUCAAGCUGGGCCCAGCCCUCAAGAUCUGCGCCAAGAUCAACGUCCUCAAGGAGACCUAAGGUGGCCCUCUUGCACAAAGCAGCCUAAGGCAGACAUUCCCCACUGUCCAGGUUAUAACCUGGUACCAGCAGAGACUUUACAGGGAAUAAAGAACUUUUCCAAUUAUGUAAAUCUGUGGAGGGGAUUACUAAGACGGAAGGAAAGCGCAAGAAUUGGUUGCUGGUGCUACAUGGUGGAGCUUUGACAUUCUCUGGGUUAUUUUUUAAAAUCUUUACAGUUCUCAACAUUUUCAGCUACUCUGACCCAACCUUUAUAAAAUGAACUAGUACUGCUCAGCCCUUUCCUGGAGUGGAGUAUCUAGCCAGGGCCUUGGUUCUCCAAGAGGAGGCACAUACUGUGUGGUAAGGCAAGGAAAUGGGUGGAAAAUGUAGGAGCACCUCUCCAGAGGCAGAGAGGGCUCUAGCUUGUGUGACACAAGUGGUAAAAUCCAGUACUCCCUCUGGAUUGUCUGACUGUAGCUGCGGCCGUUUUCUUUGUCUUCACUCACUACCUUACUAUUGAACAUUUUCUCCUAUUGUCCAUGGAAGGCUCACCAGCCGGUGUAGACACUUGGUUGGCAUCAUUGAUUUGCUGCAGGGACUAAGUGUUUGGCACACAUGUGGCUGUUGUCAUUCUUUCUGCAUCCCCUCUGCUCCCUUCCAAUACAUGUGUUGUCUUCUACCUUUUCUUUUCAACUCUGCUGUGUCCUAUAGCUUUAUGAAACAGGAGUGCGUGGGGCUGAGGGCAGGAGGAUGGAGGGUAAAUACCUGCCUUAGGCGCUGUUCCUUGUACAACAAAAAUAUUCAAUAUUUUUUCCCUCUUCAGUAAAAGGAUAAAAAUUGG
Molecule: messenger RNA, 3968 nt
Organism: Miniopterus natalensis
Lineage: Eukaryota; Metazoa; Chordata; Mammalia; Chiroptera; Miniopteridae
Gene: PHC1
Product: polyhomeotic homolog 1
Biological process (GO): negative regulation of DNA-templated transcription
Cellular component (GO): PRC1 complex; nucleus
Molecular function (GO): zinc ion binding; chromatin binding; histone binding
Source: RefSeq, a predicted model, not a curated record